Messenger RNA from Didymodactylos carnosus, 585 nucleotides. The record is from the annotation of a GenBank genome assembly. NCBI's taxonomy places the organism in Eukaryota, Metazoa, Rotifera, Eurotatoria, Philodinida, Philodinidae.
AUGGUAAUAAAUGAUGGUGAGAUGGAAGUGAAUGAUUGUAAUGUUACAAGUGGAAGUGAUUUUGUGAUCACUGAAGUUCAGACUGAUUUGUCACCAGCAACCGUCUCUAUCCCAAUGAAUCGAACUUCUAAAUCACAUCGAAUAUUACUUUAUCUUUAUGGCGUAUUUCAACUGAAACAAGCAUUAUCUUAUGUCAAAGAACAUCUGAAACCAUCGCCGGUAUUUCCAGAUGAUUAUGAAUUCACUAUUCAAACGACGGAAAAUGUUGACGAUUUGGUUAAAGUUAGAUACCAGUCACGCCAUAUUGAUAGUGAAAUAUAUCAUACCUAUGUUGAAUAUAGCAGUAGCACAUUACCUCCUAUAACAGGAUGGUACUGCAGUUGUAUUGUGGGCGAACGAACUAUUGGACGCUGCAGGCACGUGGCUGCUACGCUAUGGCAUUUGUGUUUAGACCAGGCCGUGACACACCAGACAAAAAGAACUUACAAUAAUUUUUUUGAUUUUGUUGAGGAUACUACGCAGUUCUCAGAUUACGAAAACACGUCCGACGAAGACGAUGAUAAAACGCUAUAUGAAUUAGUAUAG